UCUGAAAGCACUGGAGAAAUUUUCAGCAAAAAUAAACCAUCCCAGGGCCUCGAACAAGACCAGAUAAAGAUGACAAAUGCCACUCCUCACUUGUCCGUAACAGAUGAGCAAAAUUCCAAAAGUAGCCCAGAAGGAGAAGAAAAUUUCCACGUUUCAGAGGUAAAUACCGAAACCGAACAAAACGAAUUAGUCGCACGUGCAUCUGAACCAUUGGACUGCGCAAGGACAAGUUGUUUAAGCUACACACUACCUGAAGAUCUUCCUGAUGUGAUCGAAGAAGACCUGAUUGUUGGGAGGGGGCAUUUGACCAGAUUUGGCUUAAGUAAAUUCGAAAAUUUCCAGUUGCAUGCUAUUCAAAGCGUUUGUCUUGGACGAGAUACAAUAGUGGUGUAACCGACGGGCAGUGGCAAGAGUUUAUGCUUUCAGUUGCCUUCUCUCAUCGAUCGUAAGAAGUUCGUUGUCGUUGUAAGCCCUACAAUAUCGCUUAUAAACUCACAAAUAGAAAGGCUAAAGAGCCUUGGCAUAGAUGUGUUUUCGUUAGGAAGAGCAGCAGGAAUCGAGUCACACCUUAAUCACGAAAGACUAUUUUCCGCAGACGGCAAGCGCUCCUUCCCGUCUGUUGUUUUCAUGACUCCAGAGCAUUUCAAUUGCGUUCAGUACAAUUUGGAGCAAAAUAAGGAUCAUAUCAAAUUAAUAGUCUUGGACCAAGUACACAAAAUGUUUGAUAGAAAUUCUGAUUUUCGAUCAAGUUACGAUUUCUUUGAGAAUAUCAAAGAUACCUUUAGUGGAGUACCUGUGAUGACAUUAACUGCCACCCUGAGCCAGGAACAGUUACAAAGUCUGUGUAAUGACUACUUAAGAAAUCCUGUUUUGAUCAAAGGAUCAAUCAACUGCAGCAACAUCAAGUUGAACAUCAAGCCCUAUGUUACACCAGUAAAGCAGAGGUCCGGUAAGAACGAAAAAGCUAAGUCAGCGGUUGACGUCUGGUGCACAUGCGCAACCGAUAUUAAAACUAUAACAAAAGAUGAAUAUGCAAUAGUGUACAUGGAUUUUCGAAACGAUGUGAAGUUGAUGACGUCAUCACUAAGGACGCUAAUUGGAGAAGACAAUGUUAGACCCUUUUAUGGAAAAGGAAUGACGCACGACGAGAAGAGGAAGACUGAUUCUGACUUCAGAGCAAAGGAUUUUCAAGUUCUGGUUGCCACUGAGUCGUAUGAAGUUGGAACACAUAGUCCACACGUGAACAACAUUUUCCGAGUCGGUUGUAUGCGCAACCUAAGUGUUAACGUACAGGAAUUUGGCAGAGCAGGACGAAGUGGUAAUGACGCCGAUGGAUUUCUCCUCGUCAACGAAUCCAAAGACGAUCAGCGAUUGAAUUUCUGGACACAAAGCUGCUCGAAGACUGAAGAAAAACACAUGAAAGAUGAGUUUCUUGAAUCAUGGCGAUGGAUAUACUCUAUGUACUCUGGGAGAUGCCUGAGAGAUGUGUUAAUCAGCAAGUUUGGAGAGGGUGAGUUGGAACUGCAAUGCAAAGAUGCAUGUUGUUCAAGUUGUGAUAUCAAAAGAAAAAGAGACUUCAACGCAAAGCAAGCGAUCACCCUUCUUAUACAGGCCAUUAUUGACUUUGGAAAACUAAUAAAAUAUCAGAAUGGUGUGAGAGAGGAAGAGUUAAUCGCAUGGUUAAGAGGAAGUAAGAGGGAUAAAUUCUCCACACCAGAAAUGCAGAUGGUCAUGGAAAAGUCUCGUUCCUAUUCUGCUGGUUCGCAGCUGGCGGGGCUGAAAUGUUCCAAUGAUUGGUGGUCAAGAGUGUUAUGACAGUCAGUAAAUCUAGAGUAUGUAGACAUCAACUUCAACAUAACUAGAUGCGACUCGUUUAACAGGGUGUGGAGACAAUACAAAGUUUCCGAGAAAGGUAAGGAAUUUUUGCACUGUCCGCGCGACGUACUUGUUUUAGAUCCUGCGGUCGAUCCUUUGAACGAGGAAACAAAAGAGAAAGCCGCCAUAACUAACAAGAAAAGGAGUGGACGUGGACACCAUCACUUACCAAGUUAAAAGAGGCUUUGAAGCAUUCUGAUACAUGGCUCAAGCUGAGAGACAAAGAUCAAUAUGAAUUUCCCGGAUUCGAGACUGACCCACAGUCCUCACAGAAACCACUGGCCUACGUAGAAGAUUGGCGCAAGUUGCCUUUUGCAGCCAGCACUCGGCCACAUUUUAUCUGGGAUGACAACCAAUUAUCAAUAAGAGGCUCACAAACAACAAAACACGACAUAAUCAUAGAAGGUAAGAAUACAUCUUUGAACGUGAGACGGGGACCUUGUGAAGGCGUGAAAACUUGUGCUGGCCCUGACUAUGACUAUGUGGUCUCUAACAGACAAAAGAUAAAUCGCUGCGUACGACACAGGGAAAAUUAUUCUCUGCUUUCAUCUGGAGCAUGUACUGCGCAUAUGGUGUACAUAUGGCCUUGCAAUGACGAUGGAAGGCGAUGGGUUGGUGUUGUACCGGGAACUGGACACAAUCACAAUAAACCAGCUCCACACAACAUGUCAAGCAAAGUGAAAGAGGACAUCCAAAGAGUGGUUUCCGGUGACAGCUCCAAAAAGACUAAAGACAUCAUGAAGGGCCUUGGAAUUGGUUACGUCCCAGCCGAAGCGAGUUCGCCUGCAGCAAAUGCCGAUCAUGUUAGAAAAGAGAGGAAGAUAGCCCUUGGCAAAUGGACGUCUGUUCACAGAGAGAUACGCCCACUCGACGAGGUACUCCAGUUCGAUAAAAUUCAGAAAAAAGUGGAAAGCAACCAGUUGUAUGGUGAUUGCAGCAUGAAUAUCAGCGAUAAAGUCAAUCAGAUGAUGGGUCAAUAUCAGAUGGAAGGGAGCGAGUACCUCUUUACUCCUUGCAGAAAGUAUGCAUUCUUCAUGGCUCCAUUUCAGUCUGCACUGUUGAGUACAGCAGAGGAUUUAUUCAUGGACGUUACUUAUACUGGUAAUGACUUCUUCCCAUACCUCCUAAACGUUGUUUCUUUUAACGACGAAACGUGCGUGUAUAAUGCCGUAGCAAGAGUUUUAUGUAGUAUCCAACACAGUGAGACCUACGCUAAAUCCAUCACCACGAUUUUUCAAAAAGUGAUGGUUGAUCAUGCCCGCUUCACGAAUGGCAAGAAUUUAAGAUCUAUCUUGGUUGACUUUGAUGAUGGACAAUACAAAGGACUUCAACAGUGUCUGGGUGAAGACCUUUCCCUGAAAGUGAUCAGGGGAUGCACGGUUCACUGGCAGAGAUCAGUUAACAGAGUCUGCAAACUAGUUUGCAGGAAUGAUACUGAAGUUCGCAUAUUUAAAGCCCUAGCAAGCAAAAUCGAAGACGAGAGCAAGAAAGAAAAUGUUUUGUUGCUUUUCGACAUGCUCUCUGGCACCAGACAACUACAAGAAGCAAGGCAAUUAGUUGGCAAGGACCUAUUCUCGGGAUUUGACACCGUGCACAACAAAGACUGGAUAAAGCUAAAGCAUUGGAGUAAAUGGUGGUGCUGUGUAAAUCACCUGACAAUGUUUACAAGGGCUUUUAAGGAAAUGGACGACAAGGAUUGGGAACAGGGACCUAGUACUACCAAUCCUGUCGAGUCUUUAAACAGGCAGUCACUUCAGGAAGGUGGUAUUAUACUUCAUGCUUUGAUGGAGAACAUUUACCUGGAAGAUCGCCUCCACGCUGUGAAAACAGCAGCUUGCAAAGAGAACGUCACAACAUCCUACAAAUCAUCACCUGGAAAGCAGAAGGCCAAACGAAAGCGCACAAGUGAAGGCAAAUGUGGUGACGAAGGUCCGCCGGAUGAGCGCAGACAUAUA
Messenger RNA from Pocillopora meandrina, 3830 nucleotides. NCBI's taxonomy places the organism in Eukaryota, Metazoa, Cnidaria, Anthozoa, Scleractinia, Pocilloporidae. The record is from the annotation of a GenBank genome assembly.